Molecule: messenger RNA, 2141 nt
Organism: Colius striatus (speckled mousebird)
Lineage: Eukaryota; Metazoa; Chordata; Aves; Coliiformes; Coliidae
Gene: P2RX4
Product: purinergic receptor P2X 4
Exons: 12
Coding region: 161-1453 (430 amino acids)
Biological process (GO): monoatomic cation transmembrane transport; response to ATP
Cellular component (GO): plasma membrane; nuclear inner membrane
Molecular function (GO): ATP binding; purinergic nucleotide receptor activity; extracellularly ATP-gated monoatomic cation channel activity
Source: RefSeq, a predicted model, not a curated record
GCCUCCGGGCAGCAGCUGCCUCCUCCCCGGCCGCGGGCAGGGCCAGCAGCCCGCAGCUGCCCGGGGCGGGCCGGCAAUCCGGGGCCCGAGGCGGUACAAAGCCCCGGCGCUGCGGCAGCCGCCGCCCGGCCUGUGGGGACUCGCUUCGGGCGCCGCCGCCAUGGGGUCGUGCGGGGCUUUGCAGAGCUUUCUUUUCGAAUACGACACCCCCCGCAUCGUGCUGAUCCGGAGCCGCAAAGUGGGGCUCGUCAACCGCGGGGUGCAGCUCGCCAUCCUCGCCUACGUGAUCGGUUGGGUCUUUCUGUGGGAGAAGGGCUACCAGGAAACAGACUCUGUGGUCAGUUCAGUAACCACAAAGGUGAAAGGAGUAGCACUGACAAACACAUCCACCUUGGGAGCCAGGAUCUGGGAUGUAGCUGACUAUGUCAUCCCUCCUCAGGAGGAGAACGCUGUGUUUGUCAUGACCAAUGUGAUACUCACACUGAACCAGAGCCAAGGCCGCUGCGCAGAGCUUCCAGAUGAUAGUACAGAGUGCAAGGGGAAGACUGACUGUGUUCCAGGACAUGCCAGCACCCAUAGCAGUGGCAUCCAGACUGGAGAGUGUGUACCAUACAACAGCAGUGUUAGUACCUGUGAAGUCUUUGCAUGGUGCCCUGUGGAGGAUGACUACCAUGUACCCAAGCCAGCAUUCCUGCAAGAAGCUGAGAACUUCACCAUUCUGGUGAAGAACAACAUUUGGUACCCCAAGUUCAACUUCAGCAAGCGAAACAUCCUCCCCACUAUCACCUCCACGUACCUCAAGAACUGCAUCUAUGACUCCCAGACAGAUCCCUUCUGCCCCAUCUUUCGUUUAGGCCAGAUAGUUGAAGCUGCUGGGCAGAACUUCCAGGAAAUGGCUGUGGAGGGUGGAGUCAUGGCAGUGCAGAUCAACUGGGACUGCAACCUGGACAGAGCUGCUUCCCUCUGUGUGCCAAAGUACUCCUUCCGGCGCCUGGACAACAAGGACUCUGCCCACACCGUCUCUCCUGGCUACAACUUCAGGUUUGCAAAAUACUUCAGGGAUAGUGAUGGCACUGAGUCACGGACGCUUGUCAAAGCUUAUGGCAUCCGCUUUGAUAUCAUAGUGUUUGGAAAGGCAGGGAAAUUUGAUGUAAUUCCUACCAUGAUUAACAUCGGCUCUGGCUUAGCGCUGUUCGGUGUGGCAACAGUGCUGUGUGACAUUGUUGUUCUCUAUUGUAUGAAGAAGAGGUACUACUAUCGGGAGAAGAAAUACAAGUAUGUGGAGGAUUAUGAACUGACAGCAGCUGUUACUGGAGAGCUGUCAAAGCCACUGCUCCUGUCUCUUUUGCCUGGAUUCUAUCAGCAAGAGUGCUGCUGCAGCUCCAGCAUCUCCUCCACCUUGGUUCUCCUACCACCUUCUCUGUCUGGUGUGUUUCCAAGUGAAGAAACUUAAGAGGCUGGAGAGGGGGAGGUGGUAGCCUAAGACAGCCUUAGUCAGAGGCAAGUGUCAUCUCUUGGAAGCCCCACUGUCUCCUUCCCUGGCCCCCAUCCCAUGCUUGUUACCACCCCACCCUGGUUUGGGGCUGCUGUAUUUAAUGGUUUGGGUUUUUUUAAUUUGAUUUAAGUAGGUUUGUUGGCUUUUAUCUACUCAGGGCCUUGAGCAGCUCUAGUGAUCACUCUGGCUCACAAGGUAUAGCUCUUCCCUUCCUCUGACUCAGCGUCUUUCCAAGAGUCAGCUUAUGAAUGGAGCUGUUUGGAUCAUGCAGUGGCUACAAGCACUGUGGUCCUGUCCUCAUCCCAGAUCCCCAGCAGUGGUACAGCAGCAGUCUUCACUAACACAGAAAGAUGUUUUCAGACUCCUCUUCCAACAUGGAAAUUCUCAGAGCUUGAUAAAGACGAGUCAAACACGACAAUGGUUCCACGUGAUGGACUAACUAUAGGUUUGGUUGCAUGUCAUUUAUUUCAACUUGUACAGAGAAGCUUGAACAGCCAUGUGGAAAAACAUGUAGUUGCUGGCUGGGUUUUUCUUCCUUUCUUCUUAGGUAAAAUAAUUUAAAAGUGGUAAAUACACAGUAUUUAAACUUGAUACACCUGAUAAAGUUAAAUGCAUAAUAAAGGGGAUAGGAAUGAAACACAAGCCU